Stylophora pistillata is the source of this 3529-nucleotide messenger RNA. Its product is annotated as protein mono-ADP-ribosyltransferase PARP14. Lineage: Eukaryota; Metazoa; Cnidaria; Anthozoa; Scleractinia; Pocilloporidae. Gene Ontology annotation, molecular function: RNA binding; transcription corepressor activity; NAD+ poly-ADP-ribosyltransferase activity. Gene Ontology annotation, cellular component: cytoplasm; nucleus. Gene Ontology annotation, biological process: negative regulation of gene expression. The record is from RefSeq and is a predicted model, not a curated record.
AUGCUGCGGGUGAAAUCACUUGCUAAAACAGACGAAGUAGCAAACAUCACUGCGUCUGAGAGACCAGCGAAACGCCAAAGAAUCGAGUUAUCGUUAGAGAAGAAAAUUAAGUUGAUCAAAUGCGGGGAGUCAGUGCCUAAACCAACACUGUGGGCUCUAAGCGAAUGCGAUCUUAUUUUAGAUUUCAGAAAAAUCAAGACCAAAUGCGAGGAAAGAGGUCUGGAUGGUGCGCAGGUUUCCAUUGAACAAGUCCCGGUUUGCAAAAGCAUCCUUGUCACUGGCUUUUCUGAAAAUGUUACCCAUGAUUUUAUUGAACUGUACUUUGAGAGUCGUCGAAACGGUGGGGGUCCUGUGGAGAAGGUUCACUAUAGACCUAAAAGUGGUCGAGCUGUGGUUGUGUUCCAAGACGCAAAAGAUAUGGAAAAUGUGAUAACCAGACAUGAAGAGAAACCUCAUAUAUUACAACAAACCCAGGUGUCAAUUAAACUUUACCAAGAGUUCCUAGUGGGUGAAGAAGUUGAUUUAGCAGAUGGUACAGGUGAUUUAGGAGCUAGUGCAACCGGAGCCAGUGAGGCUCGAGUGAGCAAGAAGCCCGAUGCCAAAACACAACAGCUACACAUAGCUGUGGAUCCAGAUGUCAUGGAAUAUGUCAAUUCUACAGGAUUCCAAGCUGAACUGAAUAAUUCGUUAGCUGAAAAGAAAAGCGCAAUCACCUGGAAACCCAACAACAAAAUGGCUGUAAUAGUGUACCGUGGGGAAGAAGACAGCGAGUCCUGGCAAUCCGAAUGUAUUGACCAGGUGCAAAGUUACCUCGGCAAGUUUGCGAAGUGCGAUGUGCAAGUCAACAAGGAUUUCUGGGAAGCCGUGGUAGCUAACCUUCCCAGCGUUCGCGCCUGCUUGGGAGUUGAUCCCCCGCUGGUGAAGACUAUUCCAGAUUCAAAUGUUGCUAGGAUCGUGUCGUUGGAAACAGAUGUGAAAAGUAACGAGGAAAAGGUGAAGUCUAAGUUAGAAGAAAUCUACCGCGAGGAAACCAGAAAAACUUACUUAAAGAAGAAAAUUCCAAAUGGUCCUCAGGCCGCGACUCCCAACGUUGGUGACAUUACUGUCUCAGGUGGUUUUUCCUCGGUCAGUCACGUGAUUCACACUAACUGCUGUAAGUGGAACAGCGGUGGAGGGGAGCCGACGCUGCGGGCCAUCGUUCAAAAGUGUUUGCAAACAGGCGAAACGCUUGGAGCGAAUUCCAUUGCGUUUCCCGUCAUUGGAACUGGGAACUUACACUUCCCACGCGAUACAGCCUCGAGAAUCAUGUUGGAAGAAACGAUCAAUUUCUGCCAAACUAACCCUGCUUCUAAUUUACGGGACAUCCGAUUUGUCGUGUUUAACCAAGAUCAAGCAUUAACUGCUGCCUUCAAACAAGAGAUGGACAAACUGCAACCCAAGCAUAUUGGCCACUCCGCCAUCACGACUUUUGCAACGGGAAUACGUUCCUUCUUUGGUGGAAAGAAAGCAGUGGGGACGUCGGGUGUUAGCAUUGAAGUAUUGCAAGGCAACUUGUGCCAGGAGAAAACCGACGCCAUUGUGAAUAUAACAAGUAAAGACUUGAAUAUGGACAGUGCAGGAAAGUUGAGUAAGGAAGUAAAACGGCGCGGUGGUCAACAGAUACAGGAUGAGUUAAAUCAGUUCGGACAGCAAUCGGGUGGAAUUGUUUUGAUCACCAGUGGUGGGAACCUACAUGCACCGAACAUACUUCAUUUAAUUCCGGACACCAAUAAUAAAGACCAUCUUCAGCAGUGUGUAGAGAAAUGUCUUCAGCUGGCAGAGUCGCAUGGUCUUAAAUCCAUUUCUAUCCCCGCAGUUGGUACCGGAGCAUUCCAUGUUUCUGCAAGGGACUCAGCCAGUCUGAUAUUUAAAGCGCUGACAAACUUCAGUGGAAGCUUCCGUUCUGUUUGUAAGGUCAGGAUUGUGAUCUUCGAACCUCCAAUGGUGUCGGCCUUCCAGCAAGAAUAUCAGAGGCACUCGUUUUCUCCACAAGUAGGCAUGGCUCAGCGCAUGACCUUUACUAGCCCUUUCACCGUUGAGGUGAUAAAUGAUGAUUUGACUAAGGAGAAUAGCACUGAUGCUAUCAUGAAUAUUAUAAGCACUGAUAUGAAAAUGACCAAUGCUGGACAACUGGGUGCAGCCGUAGCAAACGCAAGUGGUACACAAGUGCAACAAGAGUGCGACCAACUUGGAAAGCAAUCUCCUGGAACAGCGGUAAUGACCAGUGGAGGCAACUUACAUGUACCCUAUAUUAUUCACAUUAUCCCAGGCUCUUCAGAUAAGCAACAUCUCCAGCAAUGUUUGGAGGAGGGUCUUCGUGUUGCAGACGCACAUGGGCUUCAAUCAAUAUCAAUUCCAUGUGUUGGCACCGAUGGAUACGGCCUGACUGGAGCGGACUCAGCCCAACUGACGUUCAAAGCACUAAACAUAUUCAGUGCCCGCUGUAAAAAUAUUCAAAGGGUGAGGGUGAUUGUGUUCCAGGCCUCUAUGAUGCAGGAGUUUCUACAAGAACCGAAGAAACAACUAGUGCAAGAUAUAGAAGAAAAAGACAGUGACACGGAGAAUGUAGCAGCUUGGCCAACCGGAAGAAUCGGUCGUAGGCAGGCACCAGCCCAAGAUUAUGAACACUCUGUAAUAAUUUCUUUGAUUGGCAAAGACGAGUUCAGCGUGGGAAAAGCCGAGGAAUCCUUGAAGAAAGGUUUCUAUGACGCUUGUACAAUGGAAAAAGUUGAAAGUGAAGUCGUCAGUCAGCUUUCCGAUAAACAGAAAGAUAUCCUGAGAAAAAAAGCGAAAGGCCGUGACGUCAGACUUGAAAUUGAGGAUGACGUGGAUCGCAUUGUCGUCCGUGGUGAACCAACCGAAGUGUCUGGAAUGGUCGGGGAGAUCUGGAAAGAGAUCAACGAGAGGACCAAGAACAAGCAAGAAGAAGAACAAGCGAAGUUGGUUUCAAAGAACGUAGAGUGGAGCUAUGAAUUACAUGGCACGAAAAUGGCAUUUGCGCCGAAAGCAAAUGCUAAGAUUGAGUUGGCCUACAGCAAAGAUGAGCACAAUGUGCAAGUUCCUUUACGUGGAGACAAGUUUGUCAUCGAUUUGAAGAGAAACUCUGGAUGUGGACAAACGUCUGGUGAACAAAUAACACUGACGAGAAAGGUGAAGGGUGCUGACGAAGCUGUAGGAAUUGCUCUACCAAAGCACUGGGCACCAAUGCCCGGCCAUGACUCUACUGUGCACAAAGUACAACUUCUCCCAGGAUCUCAUGAGUAUCAAGAUGUCCUACGUCAGUUUCAAGCCACAGUCGGUGGGGUAAAUGUUCAUAAGAUUGAACGAGUACAGAAUCCUCAUCUAUAUCAGUCUUACAUGGUAAGAAAACAGAAAAUGGAUAAAGACACGGGAGGAAGUAGUGAAAGACAACUGUUUCAUGGGACAGAUGCUAAAAACAUCAGCCACAUCAACGCUCAAGGAUUCAACAGAAGCUUCUGUGGGGCUCAUG